This is a messenger RNA of Guyanagaster necrorhizus, 1246 nucleotides long. RefSeq lists its product as uncharacterized. The transcript is spliced from 12 exons. The record is from RefSeq and is a predicted model, not a curated record. Lineage: Eukaryota; Fungi; Basidiomycota; Agaricomycetes; Agaricales; Physalacriaceae. The coding region runs from base 1 to 1071 and encodes 356 amino acids.
AUGGUUUCUCCAUUUGCUCUCCUCUCUUCGGUUGCCGGUGUCGCUUAUGCUCAAUACACUUCUAACUAUCUACCGAGCAACGCUCCCGCAACAUCCGCAGAGGGCCAGGCUGGUACCAACCAGUGCGGCACAAGAAACGACCAAAAGUCGAACUGUCAAAAUGCCUACAUUAAUGGUAUCCAGGACUUCUGCCUCUGGGGUCCCCCUGACCUGGGCCCGAACUCCACCGUUGGAGAGACUGAGCGUUUCGAAGUUUCUUGGUGUCUUCAGCAAGGCUAUGGUACUCGCACGAUCCCGGACGGCACUAUCACCGGCGCUCAUUUCGUCAAGACGCCCGACUUUGUCCAAGUCACAGGCGUUGGACUUUUAACAAAGAUAAAUAUCCCAGGUGGCGACCUUGGAGCAGAGCUGGAUCCCCACGGAACAGAUGGAAAUGGUAACCCAGUUGGAGGUCUAGUCUUUUCAUCAGCGUUCGGAGCUCUCCAGCAAAUACACGACUGGACGAGCUUCAUAGGUUCCGACCAAUUCUGCUUCCGGGCAUGUAACCCUGAAAGGCCCAACGGUGCAGUGUGGUGCCAACACAUAUACGACGUAAUGGGUUGUGCAUGGAACAUGCCUGCUAAUUACGACCCCGGACUAUUCGAAUCGUGCCAGGGUGAGAGUGGCGAGCCUAUGGGCGUUUACGAUGGGUUGACCUGGUUGCAAGGACAGGCCUGGACGCCUGCUGCCCACCCCAUGCCUCCCUCCUCGCUGUGCACCACCGUCACAUCUCCAGGCGGCACCCCCACUACAAGUACUACCCCUCCUUCUACAAUCAUAUCGCCACCAUCAUCCAUUCCGGCAGUCCCAACAAGUCGAUCAUCACGUGUGCAGGUUACAGCUUUCUUGACUGCCACCACAUCGCCACCAUCAUCCGUCCGAAAAAGUGGAUCGUCACGAGGGCAGGCUACCGAUUUCUCGGAGGAGUUCUCUGGCGCGCUUUCUAAUCGGUCCGUGCAUGGAUGGCGUAGAUAUGUGUUUUCGGCUGGACUUGCUUUGAUAACCUCUUACGUUGGUGCUGUCCUGUUAUAAUACGGUGUUCGCGUUCUUUUGUUCAUUAUUGGUUUGUUUCGAAAAUUGAUACUUUUCCUCUUUUGUUCGGGAUCGUAUUCGUAAGAACAUUUGGUUGGUUGGAUGUGACCGCGUCUUUACUUUAUUUGUAAUUAUCUGCUGUGUCUACAUAUUGAAGUAAGAGCUCUUCAUUCUC